Molecule: messenger RNA, 933 nt
Organism: Naegleria lovaniensis
Lineage: Eukaryota; Heterolobosea; Eutetramitea; Acrasida; Naegleriidae
Exons: 2
Coding region: 1-933 (310 amino acids)
Biological process (GO): DNA catabolic process
Cellular component (GO): nucleus
Molecular function (GO): DNA nuclease activity
Source: RefSeq, a predicted model, not a curated record
AUGUCAAGCCAUGACCUUUCAAUACUCAAAACUGCAAUCCUGUAUUUGUUGAUUUUCGUGAUAGUAUCCACAAUGACACAAGGUCUUAACUUGAACCUUGCACAGCAACGAGAAGCCACUGCUCCAACACUCAACAAUCAGGAUUUAAUGUUUUGCAGUUUUAAUAUUCAAGUUUUUGGCAAGACCAAAAUGUCGAAACAGCAUGUGGUCAAUAUUCUGUUGAAAAUUCUUUCCGAAUGUCAUAUCACAUUCAUUAUGGAGAUUAGGGAUAGUACAGGUACUGCAAUUGUUGAUUUAUUGAAUCAACUCAAUCGUUUUACCAACCAUACAAGAUCCUAUCAAUUGCAAGUUAGUGAGAGAUUGGGAAGAACCUCAAGCAAGGAACAAUAUGCAUUUAUUUACGAUUCCAAAAUGGCACAAAUAACCUCUACCUAUCAAUUCCCAGUACAUUUUGAUUUUUUCGAAAGACCACCAUUCUCUGUGAUUAUAUCCUCAACUCUUAGUCAUCAACAGCUUUUUAUUACUGGUAUCCACACUUCCCCAAAAUUAGCAGUUCAAGAGAUUGAUCAUUUGUUUGAUGUGUAUCAAUUUUAUUUGUCCCAACAUAAUACCUCCAAGCUGGUGCAGACCAAUUGGCUUGUUACUGGUGAUUUUAAUGCGGGAUGCAGCUAUGUGACACCAAGCGACUGGCAGCACAUUCGAUUACGAACAGAUAAAAGCUUUGACUGGCUCAUAACGGAUAAUAUGGACACCAUGGUGAAAACGAACUGUCCAUACGAUCGUUUUGUAAUGCCCAAAGCUCGAGUGUUAAACAUUACGUCGUAUGAAGUGUUUUAUUACUCUCACGAAUGGAAGUUGGAUCAAUCGCUCGCCAUUGAGGUCAGUGAUCAUUUUCCCAUCCGACUUUUGGUUAAGAAUUGGAAUCAUCACUAG